Messenger RNA from Astyanax mexicanus (Mexican tetra), 5315 nucleotides. RefSeq names its product serine/threonine kinase 36 (fused homolog, Drosophila) (gene stk36). Gene Ontology annotation, biological process: protein phosphorylation. Gene Ontology annotation, cellular component: cytoplasm. Bases 778 to 4767 code for a protein of 1329 amino acids. Gene Ontology annotation, molecular function: protein kinase activity; ATP binding. The transcript has 20 exons. The record is from RefSeq and is a predicted model, not a curated record. Lineage: Eukaryota; Metazoa; Chordata; Actinopteri; Characiformes; Acestrorhamphidae.
CUCUCCGGUCAGCGGGGCAGAGUAGGAAACCUCCGCUUCGCCUGUCUUAAUAUUCUCUUUCUUUACCUGUUUAUCUCUUUAAAACUGAGAAUUAAUCAACACCAGGGUUAUUAUUAUAAUCUACACAGUCUAAACUCUAUAACUAAUGUAUCAGAGUCCUUAAAUUGGCUGUUGUUUUUAGCCUGGAGUCAUUUCUCCGCGAGGCUUUCUCUGUCCCCCGCUAAGAAGAGUUGCUAGGCGCUCUGUGUUUUUGUUCCUAACCGUCAACAGCAGCGCAGCGGCUAAACUUGUAGAAAGUUAGUUUAGGCUGUUUUAAACAGCUAUUACUCUGAUUUAAUCCGCGGAUAAUCCGGAAAGAACUGCUUUUAUUGGAUGCGGGAUCAUUCUCGGCUGCAGGGAGCGGAUUAACACAAGUUUAGAGCUGUCAGAAAGCAGAUAGUUAGCUAUGACAGCUAGUAGUGUGGCUGCAGGCUGCCUGGCAGGCUAGCUAACCUUAGCUGGCUAAGUUCAGUUAGCUUAGCCACUUAGCUAGUCUAGUCUUGGACUUAGCAGCUAACUAGUUAAGUAGGUUAUAGCUAUAGUAUAAGAACAGAGCUCAUAAAUGGAGGUCUGGUGGGGUUAAAACACGUUUAAACACUUAGGUUGAACUAUAUUAUGUAGUUAGUUAAGUGAAACAACUUUUAGGUUUAGUAAGUUAACUAGUUAACCAAUCUACCUUACCUGACCCACCAACCUGUCCUGUCCUGGGAAAAGCUGCUGGCCCUGACCCAGAAGAAGAUGGAGCAGUACCAUGUGUUGGAGAUGAUAGGAGAGGGCUCCUUUGGAAGAGUGUAUAAGGGUCGCAGAAAGUUCAGUGGACAGGUCGUAGCCCUUAAGUUCAUCCCCAAAGUCGGGCGCUCUGAAAAAGAGUUGCGGAGCUUGAAGAGAGAGAUUGAAAUCAUGAGAGGGCUCAAACAUCCCCAUAUAGUUCUGCUGCUGGACAGCUUUGAAACGGAGAGAGAGGUGGUGGUUGUGACUGAGUACGCAGAGGGUGAGCUGUUUCAGAUCCUGGAGGAUGAUGGCUGCUUACCUGAGAGCCAGGUGCGGACGAUAGCCUGCCAGCUGGUGUCGGCCCUGUAUUACCUGCACUCUAAUCGUAUAUUACACCGUGACAUGAAACCCCAGAACAUCCUUCUGGGAAAAGGAGGAGUGGUGAAGCUCUGCGACUUCGGAUUUGCCCGCUCAAUGAGUGUUUCUACCCUGGUCCUGACCUCCAUUAAGGGCACCCCGCUGUACAUGUCUCCAGAGCUGGUGGAGGAAAAGCCGUACGACCACACAUCGGACCUGUGGUCUCUGGGCUGCAUCCUCUAUGAGCUCCACACGGGGGCGCCUCCGUUCUACACUAACUCCAUCUUCCACCUCGUGCAGCUUAUCAUCAAGGACCCUGUCAAGUGGCCAGAGAACAUGAGCGAGGGCUGCAUGAGUUUCCUUAAAGGCCUGUUAACUAAAGACCCCCAGAAGAGGUUGGCCUGGCCUGAUCUGCUUAAGCACCCAUAUGUUGCAGAUGGAGUGAUCGUGUUGCCAGACGAGAGCUCCAGCAGUCCCCUGACCGUACUGCCCAGUCCAGACACGCAGGCUCUAAGGCAGCAGCAGGCAGCGGAAAAAACAGUCCCCCGCAGUGGAGAGGGCAAGCUACUGCGCAGAGCCAAAGAGCAGCGGGAUAAGCAGCACAGGAACAGACAGGACUCCACAGAGAACGGGAAGGCAGUUUGUAGCAGCCAGGCUCGCUCCAAAACUGCCCCGGCUGGAGAGGCCCCCACCAGCGGCCAUUCAUUGGGCAGCACCUUUACAGUGUGUCGAAAUUCAGCUCAUCCAGCAGCCAAUCAGCAUCAAGCAAAUGGCAUUGGUGUUGCCAGUCCCAGGGUGCGCUCGGCUCCGUGUAAAGGCCCAAUCAGCAGGGACUAUGAGAGAGAGUUCCCCUCAGUGGAGGUGGGACCCAGACAGGUCCUGAAACGUUCUGGACAAGGACACGUCGCUCUGGCCUCUGUCAGGAUGGACAGUGAUGAGAGGGAUGCUGACAGCGAUGAAGAAUGGCAGGGAUUGGCUGAAGUGACAGAUUGGGCCAAUCAAAUGUCUGUCCCUAUGGAACCACCCAUCCAUCAGAAGCUGAAGGGCAAGCUCCACCGAUCCAAAGACCAGAUUCUGAAUUCUGAUACAUUGGAGGAGCCGUCCUCCAUUGUUCACGCUUUAAAGCUCCUCAAUAACAUCAUCCAGACAUCUAAACCUGCCAGUGCCGAGAGAGUUUGUGAAGAGCUGGAACUGCCACACUUUUUAUUUUAUUGGAUUGAGGAGAUGCUUAGCAGUGCUAAAGUAAUGAAGAAGCCGUGGAGUGAGAGGAUUGUGGGAGAGCUGAUGGCUGUUCUUUUGGUGAGCUGGGAGAGGAACCCUGAGUGGGAAAUAAAGGAGAAAAGAGCUGAGGAUCUGUGCCAGCUGUUUAUGGCAGUGUUACUCCGGCCUGACCCAAACCGUUUGGGACCUUUAGCAGCUGCUGUUCUGAGUCUAUUCACUCAGCGUGGAGUAAGUGUAAAAGUCCAGAUGCACAGACUGACUGCUCUUCUAGAGUCUCUACUCUCAGGCCCAAAUGAGUCUUAUCACCCGUUACCUGCUGGCUGGGGCAUGAGCGACGGUGUGCUGGCAUUAACUCACCAAUUUCUCUCUCAGAGUGAAAGCAGUGAUCUCUGUGAUUUUCUCAACUCAGAGUGCUGGGGUCAUCUGUGGACUAAAGUUUGCACCAUGCUGCAAAACACGACAUCCACGGCUGAAUUUCUCUCUGAUAACGGUCUCUACAUCUUCCUUUCCCUUGCUCUGUUCGCUUUCUCCAAUGAGCCUCACGACUGUGUGGAACUUUACUUUGAGGACGGCAUGAAACUCACUCGCACUCUGAGUCUUCUGCUGACAGCCGAUAGCAGCUCGACAGAGCUUAAAAGGGGUCUCUUGUGGGGCAGCUCUGAUACGAGCAGCCUACCCAUGAUGAGCUGCCACCUACUCUGCUUUCCCUUUUCUCUGGAGCUGCCUCAGGAGAAAAUGACAGAAAUUCUCCACUCGUAUCAAAGCCUGAACGUGGUGACAGGUUUAGUUCAGGUGAUUCAGACCCAGCCUCCGGCUCUUUUGGAGCUUCCUCUUUCUCUCUUGUGUCAUCUUUGCCUGUCCUCCCCUCGGUGCGCUGUUCCCAACUUCACCAAAGCUGCCCUGGCCUCUGGCUUUCUCCCACAAAGUGCACAGAGACACCCAGAGGCACAGCAAACUCUAAAUUAUCUCAAACAGUCAGGAUGUGCAGAGGAGCGACCAAAACACAAUGGAUUCCAACAGAAGAACAUGUCCCACCUGAGCCAGGGAGAUGGUACUCACCAUCCUAAGGGAGGUGCAGACAUGGUCAGAGGCAGCAGAGAUAAAUCUAGAGGUACAAGGGACUCCUCUAAUGCACAGUCUCAGCUGUCCAAGAGCAAAUCUGCUUUGGGGAAGUUGAGGGAAAAAGCAGAUCAGCCAAAGAUCAAGCAGGAUCGGAAAGUUCUCACUGCAGAACAUCUUCUAAGUAGUUUAGAGCAACAUGGCGGUAGUGUGGAGGAGCUUCUAGACAGCUUGGAGCUUCAGGACAGCUUUUCACAUCUCAGACAUCUUCCAAGCCAGCAGAAGAGAAGCAUGAGCUGGCUUAUAGACAGUCUAGAGCAUCCUUUGAACAGUGCAGCCAACGGUGAAGGAGAUAGGGGGUGUCCUGUGAUCUCAGAGAUCAAAGGUCAGUCUCUCGAGCCUGUGGUUAGGACGGCAAGCUCUCUUCUGUCUGAGCUGCUGCAGAGUGAAUCAUCUUGUGCAGGCGCCAUGCAGCUUAUUACCCUGCUGUCUCAGACGGCUUGUUGUCCAACUACCUCUUCCACUGUCUGUCUCCUACCUGUGAACCCAUCACUGCUGAGAGUAGCCCUGCGACACUGUGACGAUGGAGUCCGAGCUGCAGCCUGUGGUCUCUUGGCUCAGUUAGAGCCAGAAUACUGGGUUCAUUCUACCAGUGGAACAGAGGCAAGCUCAAACUGGACCAUAGAGCCAUCCCUGUUCCAGGACCUUCUAAGCCGCCUGAGUGACCCUGCACCAAAUGUACGUAGAAUUGCUUGCAAGGUUGCAGAGAAAUGGCUAAGCUUGAUGGGACAGACUGAAUUUAGGAAGGGGAAGAGUCUUCACACUUCGCACAGAGACCAGCACUUGCAGGAUGGUCCCAAGGCCAGAAGGAGGACUGCCAGUGGCCCAGAAGUGAAAGGCAGAGGUAAGAGGGGUGUGGAAGCAGAGGGGUCUAGACAAAGGGGAAAGGGAGACGCCGCCGGCUCAACUUUAAGUUCCGUGGGCGCUUCUGUGGAGGGGGAGGAGGAAUGGGUCAGGGUUGCAAUAGGAGCGGCCUGUCCUGCGGUGUCUCUCCUCUCGGACUCGGAUGCUGUCAUCCGGCGGCGCGCCUGUGUCAUCCUGGGCAACAUGGCUGUCGUGGGUGGAGGCGACAGGGCGCUGAUUAGCGCGGACGCUCCCCGUCAGCUUCUGCGCAUCGCCUGCGGCGACUCCCAUCAUGCAGUGCGACGGCAGGCCGUGGCCACCCUGUACGCAAUUGGUCAACUGGAUGAGCUGCAGCAGGCUCUGAAGUCCAUUGAUGCUGGACUUAAGCUCCACCAUGCUUCCCAGGGUUCUUCACUUCCGAGCAAUUACAGACGGCCUGUCAGCCAGCUGAAUGGGCCGAACACAGGAAAAACAUAGCGUAGACUUAACAAGGGGUAAAGUGUAUGGUUGUAAUCAGCGGACCAGUGUGAUGCAAAGUGUCUGUGCGUGUGUUCCAGUGUAGAUGUCUUUCUCAAUGACUUUAAUGUUAGUUAUUUUGUCGUAUUUAAUUUGUUUAGAUAGCUGUGUUUUUUUUGUACAGAAUCUUGGAGGUAGCUUAAGCCUACACAUUUGCCUAGACUAAAAUUGUAUUGUGGCUGUGAAACUUAGACCAAGAUCUACUGCUAAACCAGUUACUGGUGUAGAGCUUUUUUAACACUUGUCAGUCAGGCUUUAGCUAGAGAUCCAGCUGAAACACUGGUAGAAUAGACACACUUCAAAAUGAAUGAGUGAAUGAGUUUUUCACUGUCCGUUCUGAUUUGUCUGAAUGAUCUCAAUACUCUGUAUUUUUCCUGUUUUUCUGUUUUUUGUAUUUAUUUGAUUUUUUUUUUUAAUGAAAAUUGAUUAAUUUAUACAGGCCGUGAAAAUAAAAAGAUUUUGUACCAGUGAAUACUUGUUAAUAAAUUCCUUUUUUGAAAAAAAAAAAA